CGCGAUUCUGACACGUUGUGCUGGGACCGGAACCGAAAACGGAACAACGAGCCAAGGAGCUUUCGAACACGUGGAAAAUGUGGCACUGGUUUGGUUUGAUAUUUCUUUUAUCACCCGCGUGGCUGCCAACGAACAUCGAAGCAGCCACGUUCACGAUCACAUCGCAGGUGUACCUCGACGUGUCCAUCGACGGUGAGAAAGCGGGACGUGUCCUGAUUGGCAUGUUCGGUGAGGAAGCUCCCAAAACGGUGGCCAACUUCCGGCGCCUGUGCAUGGACGGUGUGGAUGGGUUCAGCUACAAGGGCAGCCGGUUCCAUCGAGUCAUCCAGAAGUUUAUGGUGCAAGGAGGUGAUGUGGUUUCCGGUGACGGUCACGGAGCGAUCAGCAUGUACGGGAAGUACUUUGAUGAUGAAAAUCUUAACAUCAACCACACCUGCUCGGGUUUCAUAGCGAUGGCGAAUCGGGGUCCCAACACCAACGGAUGCCAGUUUUACAUCACGACCAUGCCGGCUCCCUGGUUGGAUGGUAAGCACACCAUCUUCGGGAAGGUCCUGGAUGGUCACGGUGUUGUCCACAAAGUCGAACAGGUCCGUACGGACACGGACGACUAUCCGGUGAAGCCCGUCAUCAUUGAUGAUUGCGGUGAUGUGCCGAUCAGCGAGUCGUUUACUGUUUCCGAUGAUCCUUACGACUUGUGGGCUUGGAUUAAGGCGGCGUACUUGCCCCUCGGGAUGUCCUUUUCGAUACUUGCCUUCUUUCAGUACAUCAUCCGCAAGUUGGACGGUUACACGAGUCGCGAAGCAUUACUGAACGAGGAGAUUGCAAAGAACGAGUGAAACUGUAGCGAUCACACUGAUGGCUUAUCUUUUUUAU
Molecule: messenger RNA, 873 nt
Organism: Anopheles nili
Lineage: Eukaryota; Metazoa; Arthropoda; Insecta; Diptera; Culicidae
Gene: ninaA
Product: peptidyl-prolyl cis-trans isomerase, rhodopsin-specific isozyme
Exons: 4
Coding region: 78-836 (252 amino acids)
Biological process (GO): protein folding; protein peptidyl-prolyl isomerization
Cellular component (GO): intracellular membrane-bounded organelle
Molecular function (GO): peptidyl-prolyl cis-trans isomerase activity
Source: RefSeq, a predicted model, not a curated record